UAUAAUUUAGUGAAAUUAGGUAAUCAUGAAAAACAAAGGAAAAAUGAUUUGAUUCAAACGUAGGAAAUGAAGUCAAGAUUAUAAGCUUUAGAUAUAAAAUAAUAUAAUCAAAAGAUGAUUCAUGUGACCAUGUGAAUAUGAAGAAAUUCAGCAUCAAAUGAUCUACGUAAUUUCUAAAUUGCCCAUAAACUCUUGUUAAUCUGGCGGUGUUAGUUUUGCUCUUUUAUAAAAAAAUAUUGGUGUGAGAUGUAAAAACAAGUGACUUCUCGAAGGUUAAAAUUAAUUGCAAAAUUUGCUCCCCUGUCACAGCCAACUUUAAUAGCAAUUUUUCGUUGAGGUGUUCCAAGAUGCGCGUAUUUUUGUCACUAGCGCAAAAUUUACCUCCUCAAUCCCGAUACAGACUCUUAAAGACUGUGAAUGAAUACAUUGUGAUAAAUGACUCUACAGAAAAAUUAUCGGGUUGGAUUCAGAAAGAAGCAUCUCUCUUUCAGUUCGAUACCGGCAGCGGCGGUGAGAAGUCGACGCGUGUUCAACAUGUUCGAAUUCAUCAAAGCAGUCUAUCGAUUACUGGUCGGUACUACGAAGUAUGCUUACCUGCAGCGAACCAAGAAAGUAGGCCACCUUUCUGAUCGACCUACUGUGAUCCUAAGUGAAGGCAAAGUGCGCGGAAUUUCUGUAAAUUUACCCAAUGGAAAGCAAUACCAGAGCUUUCAGGGGAUUCCGUACGCAAGAGCGCCCGUUGGAAAGCUUCGGUUUGCCCCGCCGGUCCCGGUGGAUAAAUUUGACCCUGAAGAAGUAGAUUGUGCGCGGGAAUGUGAGCCCUGUACUCAGGUAGAUUUGUACUUCCGGUGGCGUAUUAUUGGAGUAGAGGGACAACUUUGUUUGAACGUGUACACUCCAACGCUGCCAUCAGACAAGAACACUAACCCCCAGCUUCCGGUUAUGGUUUACAUUCACGGAGGUGGCUUUGAGAGUGGUUCCGGAAGUACCUUCCUGCAUGACCCCAUACACUUGUUGCAAGAAGAUGUGAUAGUGGUUCUGAUGAACUAUCGACUGGGUCCGUUGGGAUUUCUGAGCUUUCCCGAGAUGGGAAUUGCAGGAAAUGCUGGGUUGAAAGAUCAACUGUUGGCCUUUAAGUGGGUUAAGAGGAACAUUAUUCGAUUCGGCGGUGAUCCCAACAACGUAACUCUCUUUGGACAGAGCGCGGGAAGUUGGUCUGUUUAUCUGCAUUAUCUUUCGCCAAAUUCCAGACAGUACUUUAAUCGCGCGAUCUGCCAGAGUGGUGUCGUUUGCACAGAGUCGUUCUUUCAAGUGGAACCCUCCACCAAAGCUCGCAAGUUGGCUAAGGCUUUUGGAUAUAGAGGAGACUCGGAUUUGGGUGUUUUAGAUACUCUUAUGACUGCUCCUGCUCACCUGAUCAUGAAGCACCAGCGUAAAAUGGCCAGUGACCAGGAAAGGAAACUAGCAAUGAACUACGUCUUCAGACCGGUAAUCGAAAAAGUGAAAACAACGGAUAGCAUAAUUACCAAAACCCUGGAGAUAUUCUCAAAGAUUUCGACUCCAUUUGAAUGCCUCUUAUCACGGGUUGCAACACCGGCGAAGGAUGUCUUUCGUUGUACUUUAUGGAGCACAACGGUCAAAUAGGUGUUUUUGACGAAGAAGUUGAGCGACUUGUACCAUGCUUUCUGAAGGAAAA
This is a messenger RNA of Culex quinquefasciatus (southern house mosquito), 1696 nucleotides long. Its product is annotated as esterase B1. The transcript is spliced from 5 exons. Lineage: Eukaryota; Metazoa; Arthropoda; Insecta; Diptera; Culicidae. The record is from RefSeq and is a predicted model, not a curated record. Gene Ontology annotation, molecular function: hydrolase activity. Bases 436 to 1644 code for a protein of 402 amino acids.